Molecule: messenger RNA, 921 nt
Organism: Phytophthora sojae
Lineage: Eukaryota; Oomycota; Peronosporomycetes; Peronosporales; Peronosporaceae
Exons: 2
Coding region: 1-921 (306 amino acids)
Biological process (GO): peptidyl-threonine phosphorylation
Cellular component (GO): cytoplasm
Molecular function (GO): protein serine/threonine kinase activity
Source: RefSeq, a predicted model, not a curated record
AUGGCAUCAAACCCAGGAAUGUCUGCCAGCGCGAUAAAAGUCGUGGAGCUUGAAGCCAAGAGGGAGGCGCUGCUGAAGCUGCUGGCUGCGAGCAGUCCUCCACCAGCACCAGCUCCUGUUCCUAUCCCCGCUCCUCCGGCCGAGGAGUCUGCCAGCACUAUCAAGGCGAGGAUUCUGGAAGAGAAGGUGGCUGCCCUUGAAGCGGAGGUGGCUGCACCUAAAUCUGCGAGUGUCCUGCGCGCCGAGCAAGCUGAGGCGAAAAUUGCAGCGCUAGAAGCGCGAAUGGAAGAAAUGCGACGCGCGGAGGCAGCGAAGUCGGCGCCAACAAAGUCUGACAGCCAACUCCGCUACGAGAAAGCAGAAGCCAAGGCGGCCAAGUUGGAAGCUCGGCUCGAUGAAAUGCACAGGGCCAAGGUUGUCGAAGCGAAUGCGUCUGCAGCCAAGUCUGCGAGCGUCAUCCGAGCUGAAGAGAAAGAGGCCGAGGUCGCAAGACUGGAAGCCCAGCUCGCGGCAUUCAAAACCGGCAGCACUGCAGCCUCAAGCGGAGGCGCGAAGCCCCCCCUGCCACCACAGCCGCGUGCCACCAAACCAGUCGGAAAGGAUGCCAAAACGGCACAGGUAAAGGGGGACUCGAAGUCAACACAGUUCGAUCUCGCCCACAAUGAGAUGAAGGGUAAUGUUGAAAAGGCUCGACCGGAGACCGAGGCCGCCAAGAGUUCGAUCAUCACCAUCAUCGACAACGUCAAGAAGGAUCAUCCAAAGGCCAAAGUGCGCGUGGGCUUCGUAGCGUAUCGUGACUUCUGCGAUGGCGACAAGCGGCUCCAGGCUUACCCGCUGACUGAGAAUAUCGAGUCAGUUCGCAAAUUUAUCGCUGCGUGCGAGGCAUUCGGAGGUGGCGAUGAACCGGAGGAUAACUCAUGA